Messenger RNA from Ornithorhynchus anatinus (platypus), 3085 nucleotides. RefSeq names its product ubiquitin specific peptidase 4 (gene USP4). NCBI's taxonomy places the organism in Eukaryota, Metazoa, Chordata, Mammalia, Monotremata, Ornithorhynchidae. Gene Ontology annotation, molecular function: cysteine-type deubiquitinase activity. The record is from RefSeq and is a predicted model, not a curated record. Bases 31 to 2922 code for a protein of 963 amino acids. Gene Ontology annotation, biological process: protein deubiquitination. The transcript is spliced from 22 exons.
GGCCCGCUCCGGCUCAGAUUGGCGGCCGAAAUGGCCGAAGGCGGAGGGCGCCGGGGGCGGCAGGACACGGAAGCCCAGAAAGCCGAUUUGGGACUUUUGCUGCGGACGACCCUUCAGCGCGGGGCCGAAUGGUACCUGAUUGACAGUCGCUGGUUCAAACAAUGGAAGAAGUAUGUUGGCUAUGACAGUUGGGAUAUGUACCACGUGGGUGAACAAAACUUGUACCCUGGGCCCAUUGAUAAUUCUGGACUCUUUUCAGAUCCGGAAAAUCAGAUCUUAAAAGACCACCUGAUUGAUGAACUGGACUAUGUACUGGUUCCAGCCGAAGCUUGGAACAAAUUGGUCAACUGGUAUGGUUGCAUUGAAGGGCAACAACCUAUUGUCAGAAAAGUGGUGGAGCAUGGCUUGUUUGUCAAGCAUUGUAAAGUGGAGGUUUAUCUGCUGGAACUGAAGCUCUGUCAAAAUAGUGACCCUACCAAUUUGCUGAGUUGCCAGUUCAGCAAAGCGGACACCAUAGCCACAAUUGAGAAAGAAAUGCGGAGAUUGUUCAACAUUCCUGAUGACAAAGAAACCAGAUUAUGGAAUAAAUAUAUGAGUAAUACCUAUGAACAGCUCAAUAAGCCGGACAACACCAUACAAGAUGCUGGUCUUUAUCAGGGGCAGGUUCUGGUGAUUGAAUUACAAAAUGAAGAUGGUACUUGGCCCAGACAGACAAUUCAGUCAAAAUCAAGCACUACAACUAGCAAAAAUCUUACUACUACCUCUCCAAAGUCACCAACAACUUAUUCCCCCGAGUCUACUCCUCCCAUUACAAAUGGUGAUAGCAUUAAACCUUCUGGAGUGGUCAGUUCCAGUCUCAGCCGGGGAGGUUCUGACUUCUCCAAUUCCUACAAUUGCCUGGAUUCUGGUCCUCAUACCCAUCCUGGACUCUGUGGCCUCGGGAAUCUGGGCAACACCUGCUUCAUGAAUUCCGCUUUGCAGUGUUUAAGUAACAUCGCACCUUUGACCGAGUACUUUUUGAAUGAUAAAUAUGAGGCUGAAAUCAACCGCGACAAUCCUCUUGGAAUGAAAGGUGAAAUUGCUGAGGCUUUUGCACAGCUUAUUAAGCAGAUGUGGUCUGGGAGGAAUGCUCAAGUGGUCCCCCGCAUGUUCAAGACCCAAGUUGGCCGUUUUGCCCCUCAGUUUUCCGGCUACCAGCAACAAGACUCUCAGGAAUUAUUAGCUUUCCUUCUGGACGGACUACACGAGGAUCUGAACCGGGUGAAAAAGAAGCCGUAUUUAGAGCUACAAGAUGCCAACGGCCGGCCUGAUUUGGUAGUAGCAAAAGAAGCCUGGGAUAAUCACAGACUGCGGAAUGACUCUGUUAUAGUGGACACAUUUCAUGGUCUUUUCAAAUCCACACUGGUUUGCCCACAGUGUUCUAAAAUUUCAGUCACUUUUGAUCCAUUCUGUUAUUUAACUCUUCCGUUACCUUUGAAGAAAGAUCGCACUAUGGAAAUCUUCUUGGUUUCGGCAGAUCCACAUUGCAGGCCCACCCAGUACCGUGUGACUGUGCCAAUGAUGGGAUCAGUCUCUGACCUUUGUAGGUCUCUGUCGAAACUCUCUGGCGUCGCUAUUGAAAACAUGUUGGUCACUGAUGUAUACAAUCAUCGGUUCCACAAAAUCUUUCAGAUGAGUGACGGUUUAAAUCACAUCAUGCCUCGGGAUGAUAUCUUUGUAUAUGAAGUUUUCAGUUCAACAGAAGAUGGUUUUGAAUGUGUCACAUUCCCAGUUUACUUCAGAGAAAAGAAAAACAGACAAGCCAACACUUCUUCUGGGACAAUUCUGUAUGGUCAACCACUUAUAAUUUCUGCCCCAAAACACAAACUCACCCAUGACUACCUUUACCAGAUCAUCUGUGAGCGAAUCAGCCGCUACAUAAAGUAUCCUCUAAUGGAAGACUCUUCUAGUCAUCCCAUGGCCAGCGGAACCUGCAAUGGCUCCAGUGGAACUUUUGAAGUAGAAGAGAUGGAACACCAGAAUGAAGAUAGAGAGCCGCCUACAUCUACAGUGACUUGUUCAUUUGAAGGCCGUGUAGAGGAAAAAUUAGGAAACGAUCCUUCUAGAUAUAUCUCGAAGAAGAUUACAGGCCAGAUGUACAAAAAGAAACUUUUCAGCUUCAGCCUUGUGAAUUCUUAUGGAACCACCGACAUCAGCUCUCUAGCAGCGGAUGGAAAACUUCUGAAAUUGAAUUCUCGCUCCACCGUUGCCGUUGAUUGGGAUUCAGAAACCCGGUCUCUCUACUAUGAUGAACAGGAAUCUGAGGCCUAUGAAAAAGAUGGGAGUAUGCUUCAACCCCAGAAGAAGAAGAAAGCUCCAGUGGCCCUUAGAGAUUGUAUAGGCCUCUUUACUACCAUGGAAACACUUGGGGAGCAUGAUCCCUGGUAUUGUCCCUAUUGUAAGAAGCAUCAACAAGCCACCAAGAAGUUCGACCUCUGGUCCUUGCCAAAGAUCUUGGUGGUUCAUCUGAAACGUUUCUCAUAUAACAGAUACUGGAGAGAUAAACUUGAUACCCAAGUUGACUUUCCCAUAAGGAACCUGUGUAUGUCCGAAUUCAUUUGUGACCCUGCGGCAGGCCCUUACAUAUAUGACCUUAUUGCUGUGUCCAAUCAUUAUGGAGCCAUGGGAGUCGGCCACUAUACUGCAUAUGCAAAGAACAGACUGAAUGGCAAAUGGUACUACUUUGAUGAUAGCAAUGUAUCGUUGGCCUCCGAAGACCAAAUUGUGACGAAGGCAGCCUACGUGUUGUUUUACCAACGUCGCGACGUAGAGUUUUGCAGAGCACCCUCUUCGCUCCCAGGUUUUUCCGAGGAGACACUUAGCUUUCAACGGAACCGGGAGGAGGAAGGGGAGGAUGACCUGUGUAGCAUGGAUACCAACUAAAGCUGCCUGCAGACCAGCCACUUCCCUAGACUACACUGUUGGAAAUGCAUCUGGAACAACUCGACGUUCUUGCUGCCCAGAUGCACAAAUUGCCACCCGUGAGGGAAAGUACUGUUCUUUGGUUUUGGUUAUAGAUCAACAAAAGACCCAUGAAUGUUCAUCA